UUCCUAUUUCCGGUGUAAACAAAACGCGCCAUGAACACGUGCUUGAUUUUGGUUAGCUGGAUCGUUGGGGAAAUAUUACAUGCCGCGAUGUGACUCAUGUGAAAUGCUGUUUGUGAUAUUUUGUUGUAUCUCAGUCACUGUAUAUAAUGUAAUUGCUGAUGAAAGUACGAGCUACUGCAACAAGUUUACCCAGGACUGUCACGAAAUGGAACUGCCAUCUGAAUCGGUCACAGCACUAGCGGUGGUUCCCUACACAGAGGGCCAGCUGCUACCUCACCAUCGACCCACACGGGACUUCCACCUGGGGGGACAGGACAUCCACAUCCAGCAGGACUGGGGGAGCCUCGGGGUGGCUGCAGUGGUCUGGGAUGCAGCCAUCGUCCUGUGUGAGUACCUGGAACUGCACCCAGAAGUUGUCAGACAGAAGCAGGUGGUGGAGCUUGGGGCAGGGACAGGCCUGGUCGGCAUUGUGGCCUCGUAUCUAGGUGGUCAUGUGACUGUGACAGAGAGGAGGGAAGCGAUGCCUAAUCUCAGCAAGACAGUGGACACCAACAGAGUGGACAGCUGCCCAGGCAGUAUCACAGUGAAGGAACUUGACUGGACAACCGACUUGUCAGCUCACCCACAGUAUGAUAUCAUCCUCGGGGCUGAUAUCAUCUACAUUGAGGACACGUUCCAGGCGUUGCUGACCACACUGAUCCACACAGCGAGAGAGGACACAUCUGUUCUCCUGUCAUGUCGCAUCAGAUACGACAGAGACCUAAACUUCCUCACCCUCCUGGAGGGCCACUUUCACGUGGAGCAAAUACAUUAUGAUAAAAGUCGGGAUAUUAAAAUAUUUUCUACCAAAAAAAUAAAGACAAAAACUUAGA
This is a messenger RNA of Haliotis rubra (blacklip abalone), 872 nucleotides long. RefSeq names its product protein N-lysine methyltransferase METTL21A-like. Bases 80 to 871 code for a protein of 263 amino acids. The record is from RefSeq and is a predicted model, not a curated record. Gene Ontology annotation, cellular component: cytoplasm; cytosol. NCBI's taxonomy places the organism in Eukaryota, Metazoa, Mollusca, Gastropoda, Lepetellida, Haliotidae. The transcript has 4 exons. Gene Ontology annotation, molecular function: protein-lysine N-methyltransferase activity. Gene Ontology annotation, biological process: peptidyl-lysine methylation.